GUUUCCGCUGACGAUUGGUUUGAUUUUGAUGUGUUGAUGAUCUGCCUGGCUUUAAAGAGCGGAGGCGAGAGCAGGCUCUAAUUGUAAAUAAAUUAAUUUGGACUGGCUUCCAGCUGUACAGCGAAUUACUGAACUCAUUGCUCGUCAGCCAAUUCUGAGAGAUCUUUAGGACUGACUAAGCCAAAUAAUUUUUUGACAACACUAACGCUAAAAUGGGAGGUAAAAGGGAGCAGCCAGAUUCUUUAAAGAAAAUACUGGAGUUGGAUAUUACGCUGACAAACAAGUUUUGCAGCUGGGCAAAUAACAUUACAGCCCUGAGAUCAUUGAAAAACCACGGAAGAGGACUAGAGAUUUCCUGUCAUGGAAUUCCUUGGUUGUGCUUGGUUCUGAUGAUUAUGUGGUUUUCAUCGAGUUCUGAAAUCCAACACAUGGCAAUCAACCUCCUGCUUGGAUUGAUUGUGGACAUCAUUUUGGUGGCUUUAAUCAAGUCUGCGACCCGCCGGCGCCGACCAGCUGCAGGAGCCAAUGAUAACUCCAUGAUGAUGGUGGGUCCGGACAAGUUCUCCUUCCCGUCGGGACACGCCACUCGAGCUGUGUUCCUGGCAGGCUUCUUCAUCUACCUGUGGCCCGUGUCCUUCAUCUUCUACCCUCCGCUGGUCGCUUGGGCCACUGCGGUUGCCAUUUCCAGGGCACUCAUGAGGAGACACCACCUGCUGGACAUCGGAGCAGGAGUCUUCCUUGGACUUUUUGAAACAUUGCUCAUGGCUCUGUUGUGGAUCUCAGAAAGCUGGGCCCAGUACUUCUAUUCAAUUUUGUCUGAUGAGGUUCACGAAGGUGGCAGCUUCCAUGUGUGAUUUCUUUGUAAUCGAUACCAAAUAUAACGUUUUUAAUAUUAACCGUGCUCAAUCCAGGAAGUAAUUGACUGAAACUGGUGACGAUGAUCAAACUGUCUGCUUUAAAAAAAUCUCCCAGACAAAAGCACCAGUGUAGAGUUCUUUCGGUAUCCAGCCAUAACUUAAACAAGCUAUGCGAUUAAUUUAUCUUAUUCAGUAGUAGUUAUUCAAGUUUUUUCUUAUAUGCGAAAUAAAUGGCGAUGUCAAUUU
Molecule: messenger RNA, 1103 nt
Organism: Cloeon dipterum
Lineage: Eukaryota; Metazoa; Arthropoda; Insecta; Ephemeroptera; Baetidae
Product: polyisoprenoid diphosphate/phosphate phosphohydrolase PLPP6
Exons: 5
Coding region: 213-854 (213 amino acids)
Molecular function (GO): sphingosine-1-phosphate phosphatase activity
Source: RefSeq, a predicted model, not a curated record